This is a messenger RNA of Fulvia fulva, 1983 nucleotides long. RefSeq names its product Heat shock protein 12B. The coding region runs from base 1 to 1983 and encodes 660 amino acids. The record is from RefSeq and is a predicted model, not a curated record. Gene Ontology annotation, molecular function: ATP-dependent protein folding chaperone; ATP binding. The transcript is spliced from 10 exons. Lineage: Eukaryota; Fungi; Ascomycota; Dothideomycetes; Mycosphaerellales; Mycosphaerellaceae.
AUGCCACCAAGAAAGAAGCAGAAGGUCGAAGACCCCACUCCACCAACACCGCCGUACUCCAAGGCUGCUCCGCCCAAGCCACCAGCUGGCGUUGAUGUUCACAAGAUCAUCGUCGGUGUAGACUUCGGCACCACCUACACCGGUAUCAGCUGGGUCUCUAGCGAAGGCUUGAACGUGAAGAGUCUGGAUGAGGUGCACUGCAUCCGAGAUUGGCCUGGUCCGAAAGGGGACGCCGACUACUCCUGGAAGACACCAUCUCGUGUCGCGUACGGCUCCGAGAAUGACGGCGAUAUCAAUGUCUGGGGCUUCGAAGUCCUGCCCAAGAUGAAGAGCUACGCGUGGUUCAAGCUCCUCCUCGAUCCCGAGCAAGCCAGCAAGUUCGAUGACCCGGGUCUUAACACAAGUGAGGGCCAAGGUGUACUGGCCAAGCCAUCGUACAAGAGCGCCGUGGAGCUUUGUGCCGACUACCUGUGCGAGAUUGCCGCCUUUGCUCACAAGUACUUCGUCAAGCGCCCCUCGGCUGAAGUCCUGGCCGCCACACCUCUGGAGUUCUACUUCACCGUUCCAGCUGUCUGGAGCGAUAAGGCGAAGUCGGACACUCUGCGCGCAGCGCAAAAGGCAGCAAAGAUGGCGAAACUGAAAGUCCACCAUGACUCACAGCUGUUCCUCAUUCGUGAGCCAGAGGCAGCGGCCAUCGCCACCAUCUCAUCGCUGACCUUCGGAGGUUCCACGCAGCAAAUCAAGGCCGGAGAUAGCAUUCUGAUUUGUGACUGCGGUGGAGGUACAGUAGACGUCACCACUUACGAGAUCGAGUCUAUCACACCUAAGCUCAGCUUCAAGGGGCUUGUCGUUGGCACAGGUGGCAAAUGUGGCUCGACCUACAUCGAUCGCGGCUUCAUCAAAUGGAUGGAGCAGAAGUUCGGCGACGCCUACAUGAACUUGAGCUGGCAGAAGCGAGGACCAGCCAGUCGUUUGAUGAAGGAUUUCGAAGGCCACAAGCGCGACUUCGGCAAUUCCCAGGAUCCUGACAAGUACUACAAGAUGCAGUGCUUCAUGCGGGACGCCGAAGAUUCGAAGUACUACGAUGAUGACGGCGUCGUCCGCAUUUACAACGAGGACUUGCGCAAGCUGUUCGAUCCAGUGGUGGCUAUGAUCAUCGGCCUCAUCGAGAGCCAGCUCGAGGCAGAGAAGAGGCAGAAGAAGGGCAAGGUGACCAUCAAGACCAUCAUCCUUGUUGGUGGUUUCGGAGACUCAGUCUAUCUCAACGACAAGCUUCGCGAGUGGUGCCAAAAAGCCCAGAUCCGCCUUAUCUGCCCUGAGCAUCCUCAAGCUGCCAUCGUCCGUGGUGCAGCACUCAGCGGCCUGCAACAGAUUCAGCCAACUUCCCGUCGCGCUCGACGUCAUUAUGGAUUCUGUUUCUCAUUGCCGUUCGAUCGCGUUCGCCACCGGGCUCAGGACAAGUACAUCUUCGCCUGGGAUGGAAGCGCUCGUGCCGAUGGCAAUCUCUGUUGGGAGAUGGCGAAGGGCGACCUGAUCGACGAAGACACCAAGCUCACCUCGAGCUUCCAUUCCUUGGUGUACGAGGAUUCCCCCGGAAGUCACAGUUCGACAAUCUACAGCUGCGAUCUCGAUGAUCCUCCAGAUCACAUCCGCGUCCCGGGCGCAAAGAAAGUGGCUCAGAUGAAGAUGGACUUCAAGAGCCUCGAUCUGACUCAGUACCAGUCCAGAUGGCACAACGGACGCUUGCUCCGCAAAGUCGACGCCGAGUUCCAGAUCCACUUCGGAACUCGUCGUGGUGUGCUUGAGUUCUCCUGCGUGGCCGGAGGAAAGCAGAUUGACAACGCCACCGUGUCCUUCGAUGGCCAGGAUGGUGCUGGUGCUUCCUCCGGAGUUGGACACGGAUCUUCACCUAUCACGGUGGUCGCAUCCGGCGAUACCGAGAAGGGCACGUCUUCCGCACCGCACAAAGCUGCAGCUGCAUAG